CUUGGUCAGGCUGGCGUAAACAAACAAUUUCAAGAUCAUCUUCACGCAACGGGACAGGGAAGAGAGCAAAAAAAAGGUGCUAACGACUCAUGUGGCGUGUCCUACUUCUUCGCGAUCAAUCGCUUGCUACGGCGGUGAUGGCAGCUAGGUAAUACAAGGCAGCAAUCGGUUCCAUUACUCGAAAACGGCUGUGACUGCAGUUCACGCGCUUCAAUCAAUCGAAGGAAGGAAGGCUCUAGCCAACGAACACUGCACCAUGUUCCCGUGGUUCGAUAUUCGGUCGAUCAAUCUGAUCAACUUUCUAUUCGUCAACCUGAUCGUAACAGUGGUGGUGCUCGGUGGACUGUUGGCAACCAUCGAGAAGCAUCUGCCAACAGCGAUCCGGCAGACGUUCCGCUACGGCAAGCACGCCCUGAAAGGCACACCGGAUCGUUUGGUCUCGUUGCUGGAGGUCCCGAAGGCAUGGUUCAAACACUUUUACAUCUUUGCUGCUCUAUGGGCGCUGGCCGGACUUGGCGUGAUGAUGGAAACCUACAUGACGGGUAAACCAGCUCCCGACUACGUGAUAGCGUUCCUCGACACGAUGGCCACCAAUAGGCGUAUGGUGCGCACGACCCCGACCGAAACGCUGAUUGCCAUGACGUUGAUCACGAUGCAAUGCUUACGACGGUUCUACGAAACCUGGUUCGUGCAGGUGUUUUCCAGCAAGCUGAAGAUCAACCUGUCCGCGUACCUCGUCGGAUACAUACACUACUUCGGCACGAUCGUGGCGAUCCUUUCGCAGGCAGAAGGAUUCACCCGCACCGGGCCCGUCUCACUCCCGACCAAUGGGUAUCGGUUUGAGGUCACCGUACCGCUCGGCCUGGCGAUCGGUGUGUUUUACUACGCCUGGUACCACCAGUAUCGAUCGAACGUAAUCCUCGCGAACCUGCGCAAGGAUAAAGCUGGCAAGGUGGUGAGCCAGAAGCAUAGUCUACCGACCGGUGACUAUUUUGAGGUCGUUUCCUCGCCCCACAUGUUCUUCGAGAUCGUGAUGUACGUGGUGCUGUUCGGGGUGUUGCGUCGGAAUAGCUCGAUGGCGUACGUGUUGCUGUGGGUCGUGUCGAAUCAGCUGAUGAACUCGUGGCUUACGCACCAGUGGUACGUGGAAAACUUCCCCAACUAUCCGAAGCAAAGGAAAGCACUGGUUCCUUACAUUUUGUGAGUUGGAAAAUGGGUGUAAUACCCAUUCGCUAACGCAUUCCGGGUGCUGGGGUAAUUCGGGAGAAAACGGGUACGAUCUAACGCGGCUCAAAUGGUGCUACACAUUACUAAUUACGCUUUAUUUAUUGCAUUCAACAAUUGCCCAGUCGAAUAAAAUGUGGUUUUUCUAUUGCCAAAA
Messenger RNA from Anopheles stephensi (Asian malaria mosquito), 1381 nucleotides. RefSeq names its product polyprenol reductase. The coding region runs from base 257 to 1204 and encodes 315 amino acids. Lineage: Eukaryota; Metazoa; Arthropoda; Insecta; Diptera; Culicidae. The transcript has a single exon. Gene Ontology annotation, biological process: dolichol-linked oligosaccharide biosynthetic process; polyprenol catabolic process. Gene Ontology annotation, molecular function: 3-oxo-5-alpha-steroid 4-dehydrogenase activity. The record is from RefSeq and is a predicted model, not a curated record. Gene Ontology annotation, cellular component: endoplasmic reticulum.